Messenger RNA from Arabis nemorensis, 1371 nucleotides. Lineage: Eukaryota; Viridiplantae; Streptophyta; Magnoliopsida; Brassicales; Brassicaceae. The record is from the annotation of a GenBank genome assembly.
AUGAAUCUGAGACUAGUUGUUACGGUGUCACUCAUUUUGAAUCUUGUGCUCACUAUUUAUUUUCUUUAUAAUAAUUCAACCACAUGGAAUCCGACUUGGACCAGUCGAGCGGCUUCAGAAGCAGAAACCGCAGCAUCUGUGUCAUGCUCAGGCCACGGACGAGCUUUCAUGGACGGUCUUGGUGUUCUUGAUGGUUAUAAACCUCCUUGUGAGUGUAACAAUUGCUACACAGGCAAAGAUUGCUCCAUUCUUCUCGUGGAUUGUCAUGUCAAUGCUAACUCAGGAGACCCUUUGUUUUUGGAGCCUUUCUGGAUGCGACAAGCCGAGAGCAGCGCGGUUUUGGUCUCAGGAUGGAACAGAAUGAGUUAUUUUUAUCAAGAUGGGACAUUUGUGUCGGAAGAGCUUGAGAAGGUCAUUAGAAAGCUGCAUAGUGUAGUGGGAAAUGCAGUUACUGAUGAUAGAUUUGUAAUCUUUGGAGGUGGAACCACACAACUGCUUGCAGCAGCUGUUCAUGCCUUGUCUUCUUCCACAAACUCAUCACCUGCAAGGCUUUUGACCUCUGUUCCAUACUACUCGAUGUACAAGGAGCAAGCGGAGUUCUUUGAUUCAGCACAUCUCAAGUUCGAAGGAGAUGCGUCUGAGUGGAAGAAGAGCGAGCCAAAUGACAAUAUCACACAAGUUAUAGAGGUAGUGACAUCUCCGAAUAAUCCAGACGGGAAGCUGAAAGGAGCGGUUCUUGAUGGUCCCAAUGUCAAAACAAUUCAUGAUUACGCGUAUUACUGGCCUUAUUUCUCACCUAUUACAAAACCAGUUGAUGAAGAAUUGAGCCUGUUUAGUCUCUCCAAGACUACAGGUCAUGCUGGCUCAAGAUUCGGAUGGGCAUUAGUAAAGGACAAAGAUGUUUUUGAAAGAAUGAAAACAUAUAUUAGAUUAAGUAGUAUGGGAGUUUCAAGAGACACACAGCUUCAUGCUCUUCAGUUGCUUAAAGUAGUGGUUGGCGAUGAAGGCGAAUCAAUAUUCCAUUUUGGCUACCAAACUUUGAAGAAGAGAUGGGAGACACUGAACCAGAUCAUGUCCAUGUCAACGCGUUUCUCCUUCCAAACAAUCGAACCUGAGUACUGUAACUAUUUCAAGAAAGUCAGAGACUUUACUCCUUCUUAUGCAUGGGUGAAAUGUGAGAGAUUAGAAGACACAAACUGCUAUGAGGUUUUCAGAGCGGCCAAGAUAACAGGACGCGAGGGCAAAGUGUUUGGAUCAGAGGAAAGGUUUGUGAGAUUGAGUCUCAUCAGAUCACAAGAUGAAUUUGAUCAGCUUAUUCAUAUGUUGAACAAGUUAGUCUCCGAGGAAGCUUUAGGAAAUGAUUCCAUAUGA